AGUAGCUAAGCGUAUGGCGAGGAGGCCAACAUGGCGCACCUCAAUCAAAAAGCGUUUGAACGCAAGCUGCAGAAUAUGUCGUCCACGCAAGACAGUAUUCAAACAGUCUCGCUUUGGAUGAUUCACCAUAAAAAGCAUGCAGAAGACAUGGUGGCUGUGUGGCUGGAGCAGCUGAAGAAAGGUAGCGCUUUGAUAAUUUUGUUCUUCCAGCAGACCCGUCGAGGCUGCGAUAAAAUGAAGUUUCGUUUCCCGGCACGUUCAGCCGGUGGUCAUUGAAAAAUGUAACAGUCGAAUUCUAUUUUUGUUUCAGCUUCAAAGGCAGACAGACGGCUGAUGUUAUUUUAUUUAGCGAACGAUGUUCUUCAAAAUAGCCGCAAGAAAGGAAAGGAAUUCUCCAACGCUUACACCAAGAUACUUCGCGAUUCUAUGCACCUUUUGAGGUUUGUCCGAGUUUCCUGUCCUGUGUGAGAUAUGUAUCCGCCUAAACAUGUUCACAGAUCACCCAGUAUCUCAUUUAUACUUUCAACUUAAUUUCAGUGACAAAACUAUCAAGGCUAACGUCCAGCGGGUCAUUAAAAUCUGGGAAGAGAGAAGGUUGUUUGAAAAGGAUUACCUCGAGGCCUUAAAAACCAAACUUGGUAUGAUCUUAUUUUGUAAAUACCUUUUGGUGUGCUAAUUAGUUCUUUAAUUGUCUAUUUUAAGAACAUAAUUGUUGGCAGUUUACUGCAUAAGUAAACAUCUACUGCAUGCAACGUUGCUCUCUAUAAUUUUUGUUCCACUUUGUUUCUCUUACACCAGGUGUUUGAUUGAUUGUGUACAGUUGACUUAAUGCUGGUCAGCUGACCCCCUCCCCCAUAUGUAGUAAGAAAUAGUAGUCUUGGUUGCUUUUUGUCAUUAGGCUCCAGCUGUACAGAUCACCCAUGUAAAAUUCAAUUUGUUGCGUUACUCAUUGUACCAGCUACUGUAAUCGAAAUCUGUGCCAAUUUUGAUUUCAUGGGUAAUGUUAUUCCAUUGAUGAUGGUAGUCUAGUCUCCUCUAAAACACUGAAAUAAACAUGAAAAAGAUCGUAUUGCAUCAUUAUCAGUACAGUCAACUCCCUUUAUAGCGUACACUGUAGUGACCUCAAGUUAGUGUCCUUAUUAGUGAGAGGCCAUAAUAGCGGGAGUUAAUUUCAGUCAAACAUCUGCAAUUUAUUUUUGCCAGGGAUUUAGUUGCUGUCUGUAUUAUCGGGGUGUCCGUUAUAGCGGGGUACGGUCCGCAAGGCGAGAGUUGAGUGUACAGAAACUUUCACCUGUUCAUUGUUAUGACACUCACUCUGCAAUGAAAUAUUUUGAGAAAGAUACAAUUUUAAGUGAAUCUUUCUAACCUUUCAAAAUAUAAUAACAAUGUCAUUCACUACCACUCAACAUUAAGUUAAACCCAUCACCAGUAGAUGGGUGUGGGGAAGGUGCUUGGUCAAACUAGGGGAGCCAUAAGUGAGCACAGAAGGUAACCAUAACAACACUGUGAGGCUUAACCACCAGGAACUAUCACACUGAGAAACUCAGUGGAGAGUUUUGCAGAUACAUGUACUAAGCAAAGGACAUCCUGAGGGAAGGGAGGUCUGGGAGCAUAAACAGCUUAAGUGACUGCAUCAGAGGGCAAUGUGAGCAAAAUGAUUGACGUCAGUGAAAACGCUGUAAAAUUACUGGAGUCCUGCAAAUGCCCAAAGACUGUCCCAGAUAUGAUUAGUGAUGGUGACCUGCAUUGUCUUAUAUUUCACCUCGCCAAAAUUACAUUUAGUUGUUUUCCUUAAGGAGAAGAGAUGGCACGUUUUGCCACAUGUUGGAGUUUCCAACGUGCUUUCUUUACAUGUAGCAUGUGAAAAAUUAUUACAUAGUGCAUCUCGCAAGAGGGUGGUAUGUCACGUUUGAGUGGAACUAUAAUGUACAUGAACAUUCUGUUCAAUGUCUGUUGUUCUUCCUGAAAUAUCUUGAUAUUUCAGAGUAAUGUUGAAAACCUAUAAAUAUUUUUUAUCUCUCUUACCAGAGUCAGCUAAUGUGCCUGUUGUUAGCAAAAGGGCGAAAGAAAAACCAGUGGAGAAAGAAAAAGAGAAAGAGAAGGAAAUCAAACCACAAACUAAACAGAAGAGAUUGCCUCCAGCAGACUUCAAGGUACCAUGUUUACCCUUGGAUAAUAUGCACCCAUCCAGUGAUUUUGUUACAAAUAGUUGUGAUGAAUCCUGGGACUCAUCUUGUGAAAAAUCAUGAGUCCCAGUCCAAAAAACAACCACACAGUCUGAAGACAGACUCCAAAACUCUGUGUUACAGUUUACUGAAAGAAAAAUAUACUCCUUCUAUUGUAAAGCACAACAAAGACUUAAAUAGGUGUUGUUUAACAACAGCCACAAGAACAGCGACAGAAAUCACACAAACAGGAUAUUCUCCAAAAAAACAUCUUUAGAUCGAUGAAUUGAUCUUUGUGUCCUACGGGAUACAUACCACAAAUUAUUUUGCUUCUGUGGGGAUUUUUAUGCGACAGGAUACAGAGGUAACAAAAUCACUGCCCAUCUAUAAUACACCCUAAAUCUUACUACAUUUUGGUAAAAAAAGAAACUUGAGACAAAAGGAAGGAAAAAUAGCCACAUAGAACUUUUUCCGCUUAUUCAUCUUCAGUUUUUUCUGUUUUCUGAAUCUGAAAUAAUUCAUAUCUUCAAAGAAUAAGCCUGUUAGAAGGUAAAUAGAAAUACUUCUUCCAAGAUGGUGGUUAUGUGACCUGUUCCUUUGAUAUGAAGUCUAGCAUUUCUUUGGUAGUUUGCUCAUACACGGUGGGCAUAUAGGACAAAAAAAGUGUAUGCUUCGAACUACUUUUGCAUUUUUUAUUUGUUUGAGCCCAAACUUUGCAGGAUGGUGGAACUUUGUAUUCCAAAAAAUCCUAUGUUUUUCAAUUUCACAAGAUUGACACAAGAUUGACAACAAAAUUUAAAUUUCAAGUUAUGGCAAAAGAAAUAAAUAAUCUUGAAAGAGCGUGACGUGAGAGAAGGAAAUGUGAAAAAAAAUUUUGGAAAAGCUCAAUUGCUUUAGGAGAUAUAACAUCUUGAAUUGUACUUAUGUUUCUAAAAAUAGAAACAAAAUGACGCAAAAUUCAAAAAUCAAAGCUUAAUAACUCUUUAAUCAAUCGAGCUCUUCAAAAAAUUUUUUCACAUUCUAUUCUAUCUUGUUGUGCUUUUUUAAAAAUUAUUUGUUUCGCCAUAUCUUGAAAUUUCAAUUUUGCUCACAAUCUUGUGACAUCAUUUUGCCACCAAAAACCGUUAAAAUUGUAAAACAAAAAAACGCAGGAUUUUUAAGAAUACAAAGUUCUACCAUCCCGCAAAGUUUGCGCUCAAACGAAUAAAAAAUGCACAAGUAGUUCCUAGGAUGCACCUCUUUGCACCCCAUGUGCCCACCGUGAUAGCAGAGAGCUUCUAAAUUUGGAAUAACAUAGACAAUGUUUGUCUGUCACCUUUUAGUUGCAAAAAUCACUUCUUCUUUUCCUGUUUCUCAUCUCCUGAGUGGUCUUUUGUUCAUUUAAAACAAGUAUUGUUUAAUCUAAGGUUUAUUCUUGAACAGUACAGCUGAAACCUGCUUUGUGCAUAACCUGCCUUUACGUAAGAGAUAGUGACAAAUUGAGUAAAAAUUCAAUGUAGCAAGUUAAAUAUCUGUUUGUCCCACAUUUUUUUUUUCAAAAAAAUGACAUUAUCUCCUCCCAACUCUGUCUCCUUAUGUCCCAUAUAUCAACAUGUUGUAAGAUUUUACCGUUUGUGUUAUUUUUGUUUUAGCCGUCUAAACUGAUAGAUGCCCUGAAAGCUUUAAGAAACUUUGAGGGUGAACUAAUACUUAAGGAAUCUCAGUUGAAUUCCUUGAGGAUUGAUGCAUCUGAUUUGGAAAGUGUGCGUCAGUUGAAAGGUUUGUCCUCAUUUAAAAUACCAGUUUUAUGACAAAAAGAAAUUGCUUGAGAAUGCAAUAAAUUUAACUGUAAUGUAACAUAAUGGGCAUUGAUGUAUUAAUGUUAUUGUCACAUCUUGAAAUGGAUUGUUUAUGAUGUUUCUUUGUUAAAAAAUUUUGUAUUUCAUUUUAGAAGCGGUUUUGACAGGUCAUCAUUUUUGGCUUUUGUGGAAUUUUUGAUGCAAUUUUUACUUUUCAUUGAAUUGCAAAUUAUGAUGACCAUUUUGUAUAAAACUUUAUGUUCAUUAAGUAGUCUUUAUAUAAAAAUGCUUGUGCUGAUCAGCAUUCCAUCAUAUUCCAUUAUAUCAGUCAUUCAACCUGUGAGGCUGAAUUCAAAGCCCUCCCAACUUUUCAGUUUGUAUUUUACUACAGUACGAUUAAAGGUCCUUGCAGGUGAUAAAUUCCAUGCGUUCAAGUUGUCAUUUCCUCCUGAGCCAUUGCACAUUUUAAAAAACUUAUUAUACUCUACCCCUAGCCUGUUCAGCCUGGCUUCUAUUGAGAAACCCAUCAUGAGUACAAUUAAUAUACAGCUGUAUUUCAUUCUCUCACGCCCUUAAAAAAGUAGAUCAUAUGUUGUAGAUAAUUGAAAUAAAUGAUGAUGAUGAUUGUAUUCAAUGUUUACAUAUGAAACGGCUAGCUGCACGGCGAAUUACAAUGUAUAAAGUCCUAUAAUUAGUUACAGAUAAAAACACAUUCUACCGGUUUAUCUUAUUUUAAGCGACUGAAGCCAAUCCAAUGUUUAAGCGUUGUUAAAAACAACCAGUGAUAAGGUUUAAACAGUGAUUAAACAGUGAAUAACAAAAGCGAAAGCUAGUUUCAAAAACGUGCUUUCAAACUAGUUAACGAUUUUGCAUUAACGCAAAAAACGGGCGUGUGUUUUUCGUGUCCGUUGGUCGCUUAUCUCUGAGCUGUACUGUAGAUAGCCCUAUUGCAUUUUUAUUAUUUUAUAAUGAACUGUUUUUAGAUUAUGGUAUCUGUGCAUGGGGCAACUGUCCACAGACCUACCUCAAUAAGAUACUUGUUCUGCAAAAACGUGCACUGCAUUUAAUUUAUUUUUCUAAACCCAGAGACCAUGCAAUCCCUUUUUUUAUUGAAUCAAACUGCCUUCCUUUGCAGUCUUUGUUCUUUCAACAGUUAAACUAUUUAAUGUAUGACGUUCAUGCUAAGACAGCUCCUAAAAGUCUUCUCGAUAAGUUUGUGAAAAUCAAUACAAAACACCAUUAUAAUACGCGAUUAUCUACAAAAGAAUGUUUCUCUGUCAAAUUCUCUAGAGCUGAAAAAAUGAAAAAAUUUUUUACUACCUUCUGUUAAGACUCUCAACUUAUUUAAUUUUCGUAAAAAAAUUAAAUCACUACCCCUUAAUGUUCUAGGUAAUGAAGAUAAUUAUUAAAUUAUUUAAUAGAAUAUUUUAUGAAGUUAACCUGAUAUGUUGUAUAUACCUCCAGUUGUAAUUUUAGUCUUUUUUAAAUAACAAAGUCCCCUGUACUUGAAUUUUUAUGUAAGGUGUUUCUUUCUGUAUGCUAUUGUAUUUCUUUUCUUUUCUAUUUUCUUAUGUAAUUCAAUAACGUCUCUAUUCAAAGUCUUGUCCUGCCUAGAUUAGCAUUAUAGCUAUUUGCAGGACAUAAAGUAUUGUAACUUUAUAUGUCUUUAAAUAAAUACAUUGUUGUUGUUGUUGUUGUCACUAUGGUACUAAUUAAUAUUAAAACAAAUGUAUUAUUGUUAUUUUAUUUAACAAGCACAGGUACAGAUGUAAUGUAAGGUUGCCUUGUUUUGUCCUAGAUCGCACUGGUGGUGGAAAAUUUUGUGAAGAAUAUGAACUGGCCACUGCCAAACUUGAGGAGUUUUCAGAAAUACUGCGACGAGAGCAACAAGAGAGACUUGAUGUAAUUAAAGCAUUAGAGGAUGGGGAAGCUUUCUAUGAUACUUCGUACGGAGAAGUAAAAGUGAUAGUGCAUGUAAGUGGAAUGGGGUAUUAUUAUGAUAAUCAGGUAUACAUGUAGCCUCUGUGUGGUUAAGCUACUGUUAUAUGGGGGCACAUUGGUGGCUCGUUUUUUUAGGGAGCUACGUGUACAUAUAUGUCAAGCAAUUUCGCCAUAUUCAAGCAUUACAAAUCAGUUGUGUAGGAGCUGCUGGGAAGGUCUCUCCUGAUUGGUCACAGAAAACAAUGACAUGUCAUUCUUUCAAUUGUUUCAGUAUUGUUUGGGGUCAGGGUUAGGCACCAUUGGUGACUUCUUUUCAGAGCAGCUGCUACAUGACCCUUACAAACAGGAGGUGACCCCCAAACUGAGUGAAAAAUAAUAUAUUAGUUUUGUUGCUUUGAAAAAAUUGAAGAAGAUUUACACCAUUUGCAGACUCCAUUUAUUUGAAAAACUGGCGGUUUUAAGUUCUUUGUACUUGUGAGUUUGAAUCAUAGUUUCAGAGACAUAUGUUUUGUGUAUUAUUGUGAGUUUCAGUGUGAGUAACAUUGUUAGUCAAUCCUUAGAUCUUUAAUAUUGGUUUCCAUGCCAUGCUAUUGUCACGUACAUCUACAUUACAUUUAUAUUAGGGUGCAUAUAAUGUUUGAAAUAUUAGAGAUUGACAAACCAUUUUUGUCGUCAUUGCUUGUUGUCAGUAUAAGGGACAAUAAUUUUAGUAUUGUCUUUUGUUGAGGGUUUUCCGAUGAAGACUGUUUCAUGAAGGAUUUAUUUCUUAUUGAAGUCAUUUGGUACAAACUACUGUAAGAAUAGUUUUUCUACCAUGUUUCUUACUUGAUAACCAUUCUCCAAGCCAAGGAAACUUGUCUUUCAGUGGAAAGCUUAUUAGUGUUCCAAAACAAUGAGAUGGUGGCCUUGUUAGUGUUUUAAACCGGUCCUGUAGGAGUUUAACCUUUUUCUUAUGUAAACACCUAACUUUCUUUUGUUCCAAUAAAUUUGCAUACUUGUAGCUGCAAGCCAUGUUAGUAGAAAAGCUCUGUUGCAUUUAGGUAUAUGAUACCCUGAAUAGACAUUAUUUGACAGUCCCUUUUGUAAACUCCAUCUUUAGGCUUACAAGACGUUUGGCAAUCGCCUUACUUCACUGAAAAAGAAAGUUGAUGCCAAGGUUAACAGGCUUGCUGAAAAAGCAGCAGAGAAAGCCAAAACAGGUCCUGUGACAGCACCACAAGCUUCUUUUUUGAGUUCAGGUCUUCCUGAUGUUGAAGUAGGAUCAGCAUCAUCUACCCCUUCACAAACACAACAAGAAACAGUUAAAUCUCCCGAUGAAGAAAAACUCAUCGAUCCCACAGUAGACAACAUUGAAGUCGCCGACAUGGAUGUGGAUUCUGACAGUGAGAAAUCAGACACAAGUGAGGAAGCAACAGUGGAAGAUCCCAAAAGUAGUAACGAUCAAACUCCCAACUCUACCGAAAGCUCGGAUUCACAAACAGCACAGACUACUCCAAAAGAAUCUGAAACUACUCCAGUAAUUUCUCCUGCUGCCAGUGUGGCUCCUGCCCAACCACUUACCCCGAGUAUGGUUUCCGUGAUGCCAUUGCCUACCUCGUUAUUAGCAAAUCAGGGGCCAGUGGUUGCUGCGCCUCAGCCUGCAGUUGGAAUGGUAAUUCGUCCAUUUGUGGGUGUACAGGGUCCCCGUUUUCAUGGUCCUGCACCUCAGUUUAGACCUGGAGUUCCUCCGGUACAACCUCUUCCUGGUAUACCUCAGAAUCCAUUGUUGCAGCCAUCAGGGAGGUUAGCUGCGCCUAGGCAACUCUCGAGUCAGGGACAACCCUUUUCACAAAUACCUCAACCAGCCGGUCUACUGCCUGCUACUAAUACACCAAUACCACGUGGCAUUGGGGCAAUGCAAACGUUUGCACUGGGUACUGGCUUUGUACAGAGCCAAGCACCAUUGCCAGUUGCAGCAACAACUGUACCAGCACCUGUUCAGAUGACACCUAACUUAGUCCCAGUCGGUGAGACAAGUCAAGUUAGUGGUGGACCAGCAAAGAAUGUUGCUAGUAUAGGAUCACCUGAUUCAGAGGCGUCUGCUCCAUCACCAGUAGGAUCACCAGAGCUGCACUUAGAGGAAGGUGAUGAGACACCAGAGACAACUCCAGCUCCCCUCGGUGAUGUAGAUGUUAAAGACAACACUGGUUUCGACACUAACAAGUCAUUUUUAGAAACUCAGGUAAAGAACCCGACAUCUAGUUUGGGACUUGGUAUCACUGGGACUCCCCCUACGGCUCAAGCUAUUUCCGAGGCUUCCUUAUCUUUCAGUAGCACACCAUCUAAUUCUGGCCAGUUUGGAGCACAGCAACAGGAUGCGACGUUAGUGAAGAAAGACAGUGGACAAAACGUGAGUGCUGUUGACAUCUUGGCACAGCUGCUCAGUAGAGGAAGAAAGUUAAAGGAAUCAGCUGACCCAGAAAAUCCCCCUGCGUCUGUACCUGUUACCCCCAUAGUUGCUGCCUCUGCCACCACCAGUGAUGACUCCGGAAAUCCACAGGCUAAACCGCUUUUGUCUUUAAUUGACUCUUUAUUUCCCAAACUCAGUGACUCUAUAAAAACUCUUAAAGAAAAGGAACAGUCUGUGAAUCCCCCCGCGACACAAGAUCACCCUCCAAGCAUGCCAGGUGAUAGCGCUCCCACCACUUUACCUGCUCGUCCCUUGCCCGUAGAAGGCCAAUUAAUGCCCCAUCCUAAAGGCAUUGUACGGGAACCGUCUUCAUCCUUGCAGACAGGACUAAAAAGCAUUCUCAAAAAAGGACCCAGGAAAGACCAAGACCAGCCCGAAUUUGAGACAAACCAGGAAGGACCUACGCCCUCCAACUUGUCAGAAGAAGUGCAAAUGGGAAUGCCUUUCGAUGUGCGCCCUGGUGUUGCACUUUCUGGUCAUGGUCAUGAUUUGCGACAGUUGGAGCUGCAUGGUAUCCGACCGCUUGCCAACACUACUGGCGCGAUGCCUGCAUCAACAAACCAUCUUACUCAACCGGGACUAAACUUACAAAAUCCUUCUGUCAGAGGAGCUAUCCCACAAGAAAGGCCUUUUGGUCGACCACUGGACCUGUCACCCCACGGCCCACCCCCAUUUGGACAUGGUGGCCCUUUCCAAGGGCCCCGUGGUCCUCCGUUUGACCAGUCCAGAGGAAUUACAGGGCUACCAUUUACUGAAGGGCCAACAGAUAUGCCAGGACCACCUCGUGUUCAUUCACCCAGAGGUCCGUCAUUUGAAAGACGUGCUGAAGAGCCACCCGGUCGUGUGCCCACUGAUCAAACUCUACGUGGCCAUUCUCCUAGAAGACCACCAGAUGCGCCUGAACAAAUCCCCUUACACCGUCCUCCACAUGGCCAUAUUCCAAGGGGUCCUCCAUUUGAAAGACGACCUGAAGGGCCACCUGACAUGCCCGGUAAAGGAACUACUGAUCAACCACCUCACCGUCUUUCUCCAAGGGCGCCGCCCGCAGAAGUACCGGAACACACACCACCCCAUGGUCCACCAAGGGGUCCAUCAGCAGAUAUUUCGGACAGAGUACCCCCAAACCAGUCACCUCAUACUCAACAGAGACCUCCAGAAAAUGUGCAUCACAGAUCGGUCGCAGACUCCGCUCCUCCGCAUUCUGGUGGGAACAAGCCAUCAGAAGUACCAGCAGAUGAGAGCCAUCCAAGCGGUAAAGACCAGGGCAGUCACAUGGAUGGACCCCCAGGGAUGAGGAGGCUUUCAGCCGAAAAUGCAGCUAGAGGUCUUCAUAGGCAACCACCCCAUGAGAAAAUGCCCAGAAGUGAUGGCCCGCCGCCUCACCGUGCAUCUUUUCCUGGGGCCAUGGAGGACCCUGAGCGGCGAAGAGAGUUUGAGCCCUGGGAAGAAUAUCGAAGAGAGCGGUAUAGAGAUCAUCCGAGGGGCCCAUGGGACUUUCCUCAUGAUCAUCCAGGGCACCCUUCUUCUGAAUGGAGGGGUCCACCUGUUUUACAUCGCGGUGAUCCAAAUGGAGGAGAUUUUCGGGAAGACGAUCCUUCUAUGUGGACUUCAUUUGAUACCCCAGAAAACAUACCUCGUCAGUUUGAUUUUCCUAGUAGAACUCGUGAAAGAUUUAGAGAAGGCCCUCAUGACUUUGAUAGGUUUCGCGGUUAUGGUCCACCCGAAAGAAGGCGGCACUCUAUGGGAGACUUUGAAGGUGACUGGGUGCGCUAUCCAGGACCUUUGAAAAGACCCGGGCCUCCACCUGUUCCAUUUCCGGGGCCUUCAAAGCGCCCCUAUUUCUAAUUUUCUAACAUGAAGUUUUCUCUCUAUGAUUCUCCUGGACAUCCAAGACUUGCAUUGGAAAUAAUACUGUGAAAUUUAUAACGCAAUCGUCGUCUUGCUCAAACUCGAGGGUUAUCAUGAAUUUCUCGUAUGGUACAUACGUUUCUUUAAUUUCUAUGUAAAAUUCUUUAGUUCUUUAAUACCCUCAUCCCCAAGAGUGGCAGAGGUAGGACGCGAAAACUGAAAAAGAUUAACGCAAGGCGGGGCUUUUGGCUUCAGUGUAAACGCCGAUACAUGUACGUGGAGUUCGUAUCCCUUUCAGGGAAGAUUUUUCAUCAUUUUGUGGGACUUUCAGUUAAACUUUCUGUCAGGUUCUGUUUUCUGUGUGAUUUACAGUUAGCGUUUCGUAAGAGUCUAACAUCUCCUAAUGUAUCUUUUCCCCUCCCACACCCCCAGCCUCGUGCGAAACUCUGGGGUGGUAUUUCGCUUUCCUUAUUUCUGUCAGGCAGGGGAAGAAAAAAGAGUUUUUUCUCUGAGCUAGGUUGUUACGUAAAUAGUAAAUUGUUCAGUGUUUCUUUGUGAUGUUCGAUUGGUUGCUUGGGAAGAACCAGUCCUCUGAAAACGAGAAAGUGAUCAUCUCCAAUACACUCAAUAGCUGUUAAACGCAAUCUAAUUGGAUCAUUAAACUUAAAUGGACUUUAUUAUUAUAACUCGAUUAUCUGGUUCUUUCACAGAACAGUCGUAGGCGGGCCUAGUUUUGUUGCGUUUUGUA
Porites evermanni is the source of this 10929-nucleotide messenger RNA. Lineage: Eukaryota; Metazoa; Cnidaria; Anthozoa; Scleractinia; Poritidae. The record is from the annotation of a GenBank genome assembly.